GUUGCUGAGGAAUAUUGAAUCGCCUAUUAAGUACAAAAUCAGACCCAGCGAAAUGUGUUCCUGGAUGUUGGUGGAGACGUUCAUGGGAAAAUAGUACACUUUCCUGAUAUUCGCUGUUAAUACCAAGCGAGCCCCGGUAUAUGUGUUCUUGGUGUGCCUUACAAAAUCGUAGACCAUGAUGGAGCGAAGAAAAGCCUUAACUAUUCCAUUUAGUGUUAACAAGGAUAACUUGAUGGAAAACCCACUCAAAAUCCCCAUGACAGGUCUUUCAUCAGAAUGUGGGAAGUUAGACAGACAGGUUUCCUGGACUGCAUUUGCAGGUUGCAAACUCAGACAUCAUGAUUCAAAGCCUAAAAAUGGAUCUGUGAUUGACCACAAACAUGCAGCCACGGUCACAUUGGAAAUGGCCAAGAGGAAGCCCUGUCUGGUCCUGACAGAUGUCCUGAAGACAGAGCAUGGCAAGACAUAUAUUGAAAGGAUAAAACAGAGUCAUACCAUGGGAAACGAAGGACAAAUGUCAAGUACGCGGAGGGAGAGUGGUCGGUGCAGAGAGGAACCUCUGGCCUGCAGAGAAAGGAGAUCCAGUCAGAGGGAGGUCAACAAUGAUAAGAGCAAGAGUUUAACCCCUAAUCACAACCAGAGGCCGAACUCUUCACCCACUCAAAGGUCAAGACUCAGGAGAAGGUUACAAAAUGAUGACGCCGAAGAUGACAAAGACGAAAACAAAGAUAUUGAGGAGGUGAUAAUAGGGAAGGACAAUGGAGCUGACUACAAAUUUGCUGAAGUUGUAGAUUGUGGGUUGUCAGUGAGCUGGAAACCUGCCAAGGAUACAGGAGGUUGUGAUGAGUUCACCCCAGCGAGCAUCAAGGACAGGUGGAUUGAUCCAGAAAAAGAACAGCAGCACAGUUUGAAGAGGAAAAGAAGGGAUACGGAGUCCCAGUGCAAUGGAACAGGCAGCCCCAAACGGCACCGUGAGAGUGUGCUUCGCCUCACUGGGGAAGAUGGAAGAGAUGGAGGACCGGUCCCUGCAAGUGUUUGUCUAGAAGAAAGUCGAGAGGACGUCGAUUUGGAGAGCCUGGACCGUAGCAUUGUACAAUUCACUGUGGGAGGAGAUGAUACAACAGCAAUUCUGGUCCCGAUCGUCAAUCCAAGUAUAGAGAGCCAGGACAGUCCAACCAAGAGCGGCCCCUCUGAACCAAUUGUGCUGUCCAGUGAUGAUGGUGGUGAUGAUGAUGAUGAUGAUGAUGAUGAUGAGAGCGGCGAUGUUCCUGUGAACCGCAGCCCAGCGGUCCAUAGAAAAGAAAACACAGUAAUACAGGGCAAAUCUUCAAAGAAAGCUGUGGUCAAGCAGCAAGAAGCUUCUGACGUACAGGAAAUGCAGGUGUUGCAUGUAGUUGGAGAAGAGCCUCCUGGUUCAGUGGCACUCUCUUCCACCCCCAGGGUAGACUACUCCUGCAUGGGCUUAGCCUUCUCUACCCUGUACUGUGGAAGUUACCGCGGGAAGGCCAAUGGAGACAUUUUGGUGGCAGACCAUGAAAUCAUCAUCCCACUGAAAGACACGAGGGAACAGGUGGAGGUGAUGUUAACCUUGAAGCGCAAAGAGCUGAGGAGGUACAGUGUUUGGGAGCAGCAGGAAAUGGAGAUGCGGGACCUUCACUUUAAGGUUGAUAAGGAUCCUUUCCCUGUCGCCAUCCUUCUGCUCUGCGUGUCAGAAACUGCUGCAGCUGCUGUACAGCGGGACCUCUGCAAACUGUGUUUCAAACAAGAUGGAACCACGAACCCUGGCAAGGCCAGUCCCUUCAUCCUGCUGACUCUGAGAGAUCCUCUAGAGGGAAUGGAGGGGGCUUUAUUGCGCUCCCUCCUCGACAUUGACUGUCUCAACAGUCUGACACAUGAACAGUCUGUUGUAACCCAUAGUGAAGACAGAUUCAAUUAUUGGGAAGCUAUCCACACUCCGGUUCUUUCUCUGGAUGAUAGCAUAGAGCUGAUUAAAAGAACUGGACUGGACUCACACCUGCUGUCUCUGCUGGGCCUGGAGAGCACUGACCCUGACCCUGACCUUAACACUGACCAGGGCAGUUCACAUUCUGACACAGACGAAAGCAACACACCAUACAACCAGCUGGAGGUUGAGCUGCAUAAAGAGACAGUCCAGGAGCUGGAGACAGCACCAGAGCAAGACACAGGGACAAAACUCAGACCAGAGGAGGAUAAGGAAGAACAAGAGCUUGAACAUCCCUCUGAGGAGAGAAAGAAGGAACCCUCCCCUGUAUACACACUGUGCCAUCGUAGAACCAAAGGAUCAUACUUUGUGUCCCUGUGUAAACCAGACUCAGCAUGGACUAAAUUUAAACACCAGGGUCUGCCCCGCAGGUUGAUCCAGUUUCCUCCUCCUCCACUAAAAGGAGGAAUAACUGUUACAAUGGAGGACCUGCAGUGCCUUGACAGUGGGCAGUUCCUCAACGAUGUUAUCAUCGAUUUUUACCUCAAAUACCUCCUCCAGAAUGUGUCUGCUGCUGUGGCCGAGCGCUCCCACGUCUUCAGCAGCUUCUUCUACAAGCAGCUGACGCGGAGGGACAACGCCAGCGAGGGUGGCACCAGUGACUCCUGUCAGAGGCAAAGGCGGCACCAACGGGUGAAGACAUGGACACGCCAUGUGGACAUCUUCCAAAAAGACUUCCUGUUUGUGCCUGUCAAUCAGGAGGCUCAUUGGUAUUUAGUUGUCAUUUGCUUUCCUGGGCUGAAUGAGCCAAAACUUGAGGCCUGGACUGGCCUAGACCCAAAGGCAGAAAAGAGCCAUGGUGGGACAGAUGAGUCACAGGAUCAAGAUGACUCUCAAGGAUCUAAAAGUCCCAAUGAUAACACAGAGACACCACCUACAUUAAACCACAGUGACAACGUCAACACAGAGACAGAAAAGGCUCAAGAAGAAUCCACCAAAGACCCACCACCUGUUCGAGUGAACUGCACUGAGAAGACCUUCCAGGAAAAGGCUGUUUGCAAGAGGCCGUGUAUUCUCAUCAUGGAUUCCCUCAAAAUUUCUCUUCACGAGCGAGUCUUCAAACUCUUACGGGAGUACUUGCAGUCGGAGUGGGAGGUCCGUCGUGGCUCAUCAAGGGACUUUGGUCCUGAUCAGAUGAAAAGCUCACAUUGCCAAGUUCCCCUUCAGGACAACAGCAGUGACUGUGGCCUUUAUCUGCUGCAAUAUGUUGAGAGUUUUUUGAAGGAUCCUGUGGUACACUUUGCCCUCCCCCUAAACCUACAACGAUGGUUCCCGCGGCAGAAGGUGCGGAGGAAACGAGACGAAAUCAGAGAUCUGGUACUUAACCUUUACCGGCAGCAGAAUCUGGAUAAUAACAGAUAGACACAGGAGCAGCUCUACUGCUCAGUGCGUCACAUUCCUGUAGCCGAUAUAAAUCACUGCUCAUACUGAGCAACGGACAUUUCAGCGUGAUCUGAAAAUAUUUCCUUUUAGAUUUUGUUGUUUUAUGCAUUGACUUGAACAAACCAUAUAAACCUUUGGCUGUCUGUGGAAGUGGAUAUGAAGGCAUCAGUUAAUUCAAACUAAACAAGUUAGCUGUCUAUUGAACUAGAAAUCCUUUUAAUAUUAAUUCCAUUAUUUCAAGACAAGCAAAUGUUUGUACACCCCAAGACUUUUUACGAUUGUUUUUAUGCUGCAAGACAUUUUAUGAAAUGAAUUAUUUGUAUUUAAUUUUCUAUGUAGAAUUAUAAGUCAAAGAAGAUAUUGUGUCUGUUUAACACUUAGUUUGCAAAAAGUAGUUUGUACAAGUCCAUUUCAGUUUCCCUGCUGAAUUUCAUUUUCAAAUGUUAUCCCACUGAAGCCUCAGGAACUGGAAUCUGCCCCAACAUGAAACGGCAAUUCCAUCAGUUUCCCCCUGUUGGAUACAUGGAACAACAGAGCAUCUCCUUCAGUCACUCAGUGCCUCAUUUACAGGCCUGUUAGCUUCCAUGUGCCAGACAGGACACCUGGCAGUGUGAACUAAGAUCAUUCACUCAUCUUCUCUUUGCAACGAAGCCAAACUCUGUAUGCCCUGCUCUGUAUUUAAGCUAAACUGAGAUCAUAUUGAGACACAGACACACCACCUUAAUUUGCAGACAUAGGCAGAACUACACUAAACCAGAAUAUCACACUAUUAGCAGCUAAUCAUUAUUUUCAUUAUACAUUAAUCCACCAAUUAUUAUAAAACGGUGAAAAAUACCAGUCACACUUUCCUAAAGCUCCAGGUGAUGUCGCCUUAUCACCCAUUUUGUUCUUAAUCUGCUCAAAAUCCAAAGAUAUGGAAGUUGCCAUCGCGCAAACGGAAGAAAAGAAGAUAAUCUCCACCAAUAACAAGCUGGAGCCAUGAAUAGAUCAUGAGAAUAGUUUUUAUGUAGAUCGACUAAUUGCUUGAUCAACAAAUAUAGACUAUUCUACUAAAGUGUUUGGAAAUGUUUUUGAUACUAACAAGACAUUGAAGUUCUUUUGUCUUUUUGUCUCUUCUGUUUGACCAAAUUUGACAAGUGAAUCCUUUGAAAUUUAGUGGCUGCUAUUGUGUAAAUGACUAAAGUAAUAGCUACAGUACACACUGUAGACUAAGAGGAAACAUUUUGGUACACAAUGUGGGAAGAGUGGUCAUCCAUCAUGCUGUCCAAAUCAUAGAAGGCUGUGUGUUGUGUUCACGCAAAAUACUUUAUUUUCACACUGUCAACUCUGGUUUCUUACAUACGGCAUAUAAGUUUUCUGAAUCUUCUUUUCAUACAAUUGCAAUUUGGAAAAAGUUAAGGGGUGCACAUACAUUGGCAUGUAACAGUUUGCUGUUUCAAGGUAAAAACUUACUUAAUUAAGACCUUUAAUGACCCUUAGAGAUGUUGCAGUCCAUCACUAUUAUUGCUUAAAUUCUCAACAGAGAUAAUAGUCUUGAUAGUCAAGAGUGUUUUUCCUUUAUGACGUCCUCGAUGCCAUGUUUCUUUUUUAGACAUCGUGAUGGAUGAAUGUACAGGAGCUGAUUCCAAAAUAUCUUUGGUUCCAAUGGUGUAUUAAAACUUCUAGACCAAACUA
Messenger RNA from Seriola aureovittata, 5059 nucleotides. It is a transcript of the gene senp7, whose product is annotated as SUMO specific peptidase 7. Gene Ontology annotation, cellular component: nucleus; cytoplasm. NCBI's taxonomy places the organism in Eukaryota, Metazoa, Chordata, Actinopteri, Carangiformes, Carangidae. The record is from RefSeq and is a predicted model, not a curated record. The coding region runs from base 176 to 3364 and encodes 1062 amino acids. Gene Ontology annotation, biological process: protein desumoylation. Gene Ontology annotation, molecular function: SUMO-specific endopeptidase activity. The transcript has 23 exons.